Vitrella brassicaformis is the source of this 1294-nucleotide messenger RNA. The record is from the annotation of a GenBank genome assembly. NCBI's taxonomy places the organism in Eukaryota, Vitrellaceae.
CGCCCUCAUGUCCACGGUCCAUCAAACACACGCACAGCAUUGUCAUAGGUCAGCUGUCGGAUCUCAUCCACAGGCCGCCCCAGGCACUUGGCAACCCCCUCACACACCCACCCCAAAUGACAUGGCUCAUUCACAGCAACCCAUGAACCAUCACUCUCACUGCGCACAUACCGCACCGGCGCGCGGCCUUCCAUUCCAUCUGCCUCGACUGUCUGAAAGGUCGCAUCUUGUGUCGGCUCCGCAGCCAGAGGGAUCGUCAAUCUUUGCGGCAGCUGAUCGGGUGAGUCCGUCUCAAUGAGAAGGCGGUCCAGCGGGACGGCCUGCAGCGAGCGAACGACCUGAAAAGGCGGACAGAGACCAGCAUCAGCAUGGAGUCACCACCGAUAGGCCUCGCUCACCUUGUCACUGUGGAGAACUAGUGAGGAGAACGAAAAGUAGCAGUUGAGCCGCGCAAAGUCGGGCACCAUCUCUGAAGGUACCAAGCGGGCAAGGAAAUGACAGAGGGCCCCCGACACACACAUCCCCACGCCAGCUGCCAACCUGGCGGCCCAGCGAAUGAGUGCAGCACGAUGCCAGGUGUGAAGGGGAGGGGUCUGAGGUGCGCCUUGAGCUGCUCCAGGAGGCUCCCGUAGGCCUGCACGCAGUGCAAUGACACGGGCCGCUGUUCAUUCGACGCCAACUCGAGGUGCUGCCGCAACACAUCUUGCUGCACAUCCCACAACGACCUGCACGCGCACGCGCACACAAACAGAGUGAGAAAAUAUGCUGGACUGUUCAUUCACACACGUACUUGUUGCCUCUUCUGGCUUUGUCGAGGCCGCAUUCGCCAAUACACAGUCGAGGACGCUGCCUGCAUUGAACAAGGCUGUCUGGGUGACUGUCUCAGUGAAUGGCCGAUGCCUCACUCACUGGAGAUGGGCUGACAGCUGGCCGCGCCAGUCGCCUCCAAUGCUCUCCUCCACCCACCUGACACAACAACACGCAUGGAGAAGAAACACACAGGCACACCAACACGACAUACGUGUGGUACCAAGGGUGCACUCCGAUGGAUGGGUAGAUGGCAUGAGGGAACUCAUCCGCCAGCUGCAGCACGCGGCCCCAGUCGUCAGGGCAGCACCCGUUGCACACCAUCUUGGGCACACGAUGACGCAGAGCCGCCUCCACGCACUCGCGCACCAUCGGCUGCAGCUUCGGCAGCUGCAGAUGGCAGUGGGCGUCGAACAGCAUCGCUCACUCCCUACUGAUUCAUCUCCGUCUUGCGAAGAAACAAUGUCGGAGGCGACCAGAUCUGCAG